ACCAAAAGACACCUUAACACCCCCACCUUACAGUAUGUGACGUGUCACAUCCGUUGUGAUGGGUACCUUUUUUCAUGGCCGUCUUUGCUGACUUCGUUCGACCACUGGUUCUCUCUGGGCCGUCUGGUGUGGGGAAAAGCACUCUACUUCAGCGUCUUUUCGCUGAAUUUCCCGAAAAAUUUGGCUUCAGCGUCUCGCACACGACCCGCUCCCCAAGGCCAGGGGAGGUGAAUGGAAAACAAUAUCACUUUGUUACUCGCGAAAGAUUCCUCGAACUUCUUAAACACGACGCUUUCAUCGAACACGCCGAAUUUUCCGGAAACUUCUAUGGCACUAGCUUCCAAACUGUUCGUGAAGUGGAAGGACAAGGGAGACGAUGCAUCCUUGACAUAGAGGCGCAAGGUGUUCGCCAGAUCAAAGCAACCAACUUGAAUGCUGUUUAUUGUUUUAUCUCGCCACCUUCCAUGACGGCUUUACGGGACCGCCUACAAGAACGAGGUACAGAAAGUGACACUUCCGUUCAAAAGCGUCUCGCAAUAGCGUCGAAGGAAAUAGAAUACGCGAAGGAACCUCAAGUCCACGACGUGGUUAUUGUGAACGACGACGUCAACCGAGCGUACGAACUCCUUAAAAGGCUCGCAUUAGGAGAGAAAAUUAUUGGGGAUUGUUUACCUCCCUUCGACAAAUGAUACCACCACAUUCAAAACGAUACCCAGAAAGUGGAGAGUUGUGUUUAUGAUGGGUAGAAUUGUCCGAGCCAUUCCUCAACGGUACCGGGGAGUCAGUUGUUCCCUACGUAUGUAGGUAGAAGCUAUGGACAUAUGUACUGCAGUCCACGCCAGUCACCACCGUUCACAGCAAUCUGUCUGUCUAUCCAAUCAACGUACUACCCAAAUUGCUGCCUGGAGGUCCGUUGAACCUAG
Marasmius oreades (fairy-ring Marasmius) is the source of this 923-nucleotide messenger RNA. RefSeq lists its product as uncharacterized. NCBI's taxonomy places the organism in Eukaryota, Fungi, Basidiomycota, Agaricomycetes, Agaricales, Marasmiaceae. Gene Ontology annotation, biological process: purine nucleotide metabolic process. The transcript is spliced from 3 exons. Gene Ontology annotation, molecular function: GMP kinase activity. Gene Ontology annotation, cellular component: cytosol. The coding region runs from base 75 to 689 and encodes 204 amino acids. The record is from RefSeq and is a predicted model, not a curated record.